CGACACAUGUACAUACCAGGGCCAGGUCUACAAUGGAGCCAAAACUUCACAUUGAUAAACCUACAAAUGUGCAGAGACGCAAUGACCGCAUCGACCGCCGCCUUCGCCCCAAGAUCGAUUGGCAGUACUGGCCCGAUACCACUAGCCUGAAGCAUGAUGCUACGAACGAUAUCUCCAACCUAGACAUUGAAAGUCGUCCCGAUCUUGAAGACAAUGCAGUUAUUGCUUGGGGUCUUGCGCAAAGCGAAAAGACGAAGGGUCUCGACGUAGAUAUCGACGUGCUUUACGGAGAGGGAAUGAACCUGAAUUGGAAACAAAAUGCCAAAGAUGAGGAACUGGAACGUAUCAUGCAGCCCAUAGACGGAAAUACACAAGAACACUCGCUUCGGAUGUGCUUCAUUAACACAUUGAACACGGAAGCCAGUUGGCUGCCAGGAAACUUUGAUAUACGGCCUCAAACUAUCCGCAUACUCCAAAAAGCCGGGUUUUCGAAAAUUCUCCUUACCAACAUCUAUUCUGGGCAGGGCUACUGGGCCAAGAUGGGAAACCAAAGAUUCCUACGCUUUAACGCAAACGGUUGUCUAACCUCCUUCGAAAUCUGCUAUCAGUAUCGCUGUGGCUGGGACACUGGUGUCAGCUUCGUUCACUUUAUACGCACGCCACGCCAAAGUGUAUACUUCUUCAUCAACUACCCUACAUGUGCGUUGACGCGAUUGAAAGCUGUAGUCAAGAACAACCCUAUGAUUGCGCAUCGGGACUUCUUUCCCGACGCUCUGGUCGCCGAUGACAGCUUGAAGCAAUGGCAAUACGAGAUCGGGCAUCGCCGCGAUAUGCUUCAGAAAUAUGAGAAGCAAUAUGAGGAUGAAGGUACUGAUUUCAAGCUGGCAACGAUUCAACUGCAUCGUCUUGCGCGACACUGGCUUACACUAGGCCAAGACAGCGUAGAUUUUCAAGCACAGCUGGGCUUUCUGCGUGAGUCGUAUGCGAUGUACAAAAAAGCCUUGGGAUCACAGUCACCUGGUUGGAGCAUUGACAAGGCUGUUGACAUGUGUGAGUCCUUCGACAUACUCAUAUCGCAAUGUGACACCUGUAUUCGAUGGACAAAAGUGUAUCAUGAAAGGACCAACCUCCGCAUCAACCUUCUAUUUCACCUCGCAAAUCAACGAGAGGCGCGCACCAGUACCCAAAUCGCAACAUCCACCGCUGAAGUCGCCCGACGUACACAACGCGAUUCCGCAUCGAUGAUCACGAUCGCGGCUGUGACAAUGUUGUUCUUACCAGGCACGUUCAUCUCAGCUAUUCUGAGCACAACCUUCUUCGAUUAUGGAGACGAUGGGCUACAUGUCUCGGCAAAGUGGUGGGUUCUGCUCGCCUCAACGAUACCGCUCACUAUCGUUGUGUUUGGUGUAUGGCUAGGAUGGCGGUAUGUGAGGCUACGGAAACAAAAGGCUGAAGCACCUGUCAAGCUACCUUGAUGAGGUUGUUUGAAAAGACUACUAUCUUUAUUAGGGACAUUCAACCAUCAAUCAUGCUUUCCGCUCUGUCGUUGGAGGUGGACCCGGAGGUUGGCUACAUCGGCACGGGAACAUGCCCACAUCCGUUCCGACAUUUCUCUUCCACUACAUAUAAGGCAGCCAUGUUUUCUACGGUCAUCAUUCGUCCUUGUUCACAGAUAACAGAUAAGCAUGUUUGAGGGGUUUCCGAGAAUACAAGGACUUUUUACGUCUACGGAUAGCAUUUAUCGGAGCGGAUGUAUUUUCGUAACCGGUGCGGGUGAUAAUACGGUGUAUAUAAUGCAUAUACUGCACCACCGCCAGAAGUUAAAUCAUCAUCAACAUUCAUUCUCACCC
Cucurbitaria berberidis CBS 394.84 is the source of this 1850-nucleotide messenger RNA. RefSeq lists its product as uncharacterized. The record is from RefSeq and is a predicted model, not a curated record. The transcript has 7 exons. NCBI's taxonomy places the organism in Eukaryota, Fungi, Ascomycota, Dothideomycetes, Pleosporales, Cucurbitariaceae. The coding region runs from base 33 to 1475 and encodes 480 amino acids.